CUCCAACUCCUGAAUCUCGACCCGUGUGCUACCCUCUUUCAACCCCAAACCCGCACGUGACUGUCUGGAACGCGGGCGCACCGCGCAGUACCAGCAGCCUUUUUCUUCCACUGAACUCUCUCAACUUGCAACUGGGCCUCGGCCAUUACUCGCCGGCAACUCUACUGCGGAAAACUCGCCGGAAAAUCAACUAACCGAUUAAAAUACUCCACCCAACUGCAAUACAGGUCAGCCCCCUCUUGACGUUCCUUUUAUUAGUUUUUCACACUUUCUCAGUCAUUCACCCAAGCUGUGUAGCUAUCUAAUUGCACUCCAUUGAAAUGGUUUCUCAUAUCUGUUAUGCUGCUUUAUCUCUGGAUUAUAUUAAUGUCUAAUUAUUUCAUCACUUAGAAUUCUGUGCUCUAUCUCGAACUUUUUCGCUCUACUUGGAGGCUUCAUAUUGAGCUAUAGAAGUUGGGGAAUGGAUAUUGCGGUAAUAACUUUGGUUUUGAGCUUCUUAUUGGGUUUGUUGCUUGUCAUCCCUCGGCUGCGAAAAUGUGGUGAUCAAGGGAAACAGGUACAUUCAAAUGCCAAUUCCAAGGCUUAUAAGACAUACUCUAAAGCUGAAGUUUCAUUGCAUAACAAGCGGGCAGACUGUUGGAUCAUCAUUAAAGAUAAGGUUUAUGAUGUUACCUCGUAUGUAGAAGAACACCCCGGUGGUGAUGCCAUCCUCGCACAUGCAGGUGAUGACUCAACGGAAGGCUUCUAUGGGCCACAGCAUGCUACCCGAGUAUUCGACAUGAUGGAAGACUUUUACAUUGGAGAUCUGCAAAACUAACAUUUGUCUAACGAUAAACAAGUAAUCCUAGGCUUAUCUGCCCAUAUGAGGCAUUUUCUGGUUGUGAUAAUCUUCUUGCUUUCAUUAUGUUGUGCCUUCGCAUUGUUUCCCAUUUUUCUGCUGCUGCUAUCCAACUAAUGCCUUUCAAGAUCAUUUUAAGCAUGACUGGAUCUGUAUUAAUAAUUUCUCAAUAAUCAAGAUUCAAAAAGUAAUGCCGUAGCUUCA
This is a messenger RNA of Coffea arabica (coffee), 1042 nucleotides long. The record is from RefSeq and is a predicted model, not a curated record. NCBI's taxonomy places the organism in Eukaryota, Viridiplantae, Streptophyta, Magnoliopsida, Gentianales, Rubiaceae.